CCCUGCGCGCCGCACCGAGUUGGUUGCAUUCAACAUGGCUUCAACCCUCAGUCGCGGUAUCCCACAGCCCUUUAUUAAGCUACAGCAACGAAGACAAUCAUUUGCAAGAGCUUUCCGAGCCCGAACUCCUGUUUCAGAUAAAAGGGCUAUCUGCAAAACCCGCAGCAUCCCUUCCCGUCAGCGUUCGCAGCCUGUCUCGACCUACGGCCCCUUCUCGUUCUCCCCAAGGCAGACGACAGCCCAGGUCACCAUCACUGAACAAGCGACAUCAAGCCUCGUCGGCAUCUGCUACAAGACACCGCUAAUAUCUGUGUCAUCUCAUAAGCGAGCCUUUGCAGCCACCGCUGCUCCUGCGCAACCAGCAGACAUGGCGUCGGACGAGGAUUACAUGGCCUUCUUGAACAAGGCCAACGAGGACCCUUCUAAAGGUCUCGCGAGAGGUAGUACUGCUCCGCAGGCAAGCGCAAAGGCGUUCAGGGCUACGCAGGAAGGUGUCGAAGUACCCGCACCGCUAGUCAAAGUGUGUGAGAACAGAGAUUACAUCAGCGAUGCCGACAUGCCGUUCGAGCCUGUUGCGCUUGGGUGGGACAAGAGCGGGAGGGGUUUGCCUGAUGAGGAGGAAUUCGCCCGGUUGAUUGAGCACUGGGAUCCGGAGAAAGCCGAGAUCGAGAUAAUGGACCCGAUCGACUGGGACCGGAACGGGAACUACAAGGAGGUGAUCGAUGCCGUGACGGAGGCGGGACAAGGGAAUGACGUGAGGGUCUAUAGAGUGAAGAGAGAGGGUGUCAAGGCGGAGUAUUACGUUGUGACAACUGAAGGGAAGGGGAAGGGAGCGAAGCUGGUGGGCGUGAAAGCCUUAGCUGUGGAAAGCUGAGGGGCUUCAUAAGUGAAGACCAUGUAAGAGGAAUAAUUCGCUCAUUGGUGAGACCUUGAUAUGAUUUGUCCGUGUCCUCAAUGAGAGUAUAGCAUGAUAUGUUCCCUUUCUUCUACCGUUCUUUCUUUGAGAAGUUUGUGAUGGUACCUCAGUAGACGGAGCAAUCCGCAACAAGGGUAUGUAGAAUACGAUACAAGGCGCGCAAGUGCUGACGAGGCAGACAGGGGCAACCUUACGUAGUGG
Chaetomium strumarium is the source of this 1117-nucleotide messenger RNA. RefSeq lists its product as uncharacterized. Bases 35 to 874 code for a protein of 279 amino acids. NCBI's taxonomy places the organism in Eukaryota, Fungi, Ascomycota, Sordariomycetes, Sordariales, Chaetomiaceae. The transcript is spliced from 2 exons. The record is from RefSeq and is a predicted model, not a curated record.